UCCUCCCUGUUGGCUAUCACCUCUCAUCUGCACGCCCGAUCUCUCACCACUUUCUCAUUCGUUCCUCUCAGAAACCCUAGCCCUAAUUCUUCUCCCUUCUUGUUUGCUCUCGAGGCCGUAGGCAUGGCGGCGGAGGAGACCUCAGCGGCGGCGGUGGAGGAGACAGUGAAGGAUUCCGCCCCGGCGGAGCCCGCGGGGGAGAACCCGCCGGCCAAGACUGCGUCCAGGACGAAGAAAACGAAGGAGCCCAAGGCCAAGAAGCCCUCCGCUCCCAGGAAGCCCCGAGCUCCUCCUGCUCAUCCCCCUUACGUGGAGAUGAUCGGAGAGGCGAUUACAUCGCUGAAGGAGAGGACGGGGUCGAGCCAGUAUGCGAUCACCAAGUUUAUUGAAGACAAGCACAAGGCUCACCUCCCUUCCAACUUCCGCAAGCUCCUCCUCUUCCAGCUCAAGAAGCUCACCGCCAGCGGCAAGCUCACCAAGAUCAAGAACUCCUACAAGCUUCCCCCCGCCCGCCCCCGUGCUCCAGCCAAGCCUGUCUCCGCCCCCCCUUCCGCCAAGCCCAAGCCGAAGCCGAAGCCAAAGCCUGCCGCGGCCGCCAAGCCGAAGCCGAAGCCGAAGCCGAAGACCAAGCCCAAGCCUGCCGCGUCCGCGAAGCCGAAGCCGAAGCCGAAGACCAAGCCGGCGACGGCCGUGAAGCCGAAGCCCAAGUCCCCGGCCGCGGCCAAGCCCAAGGCUCCCGUUGCGAAGCCGAAACCGAAGCCUGCGGCGAAGGUAACCAAGCCGAAGGCGAAGGCGCGGCCGGCGAAGGCGGCCAAGACCUCCACCAAGGACACGCCAGGGAAGAAGUCCGCCGUGCCAGCGAAGCCCGCCGCCUCCCAGAAGAAGACCGCCGCGCCGGCGAAGUCCGCCGCCUCCCAGAGGAAGGCUGCCGCGGCCAAGGCGGCGCCGAAGAAGGCGAAGGCCGGGAAGACCGCGGCUAAGCCUCCGGCGAAGAAGGGCCCUGCUAGGAAGGCCAAAAAGUAGAUUUUUAUUCCCCCCUUUUUUUUUUUCUAUUUUUUAACCUUUAUUUUCCGAGGGACAGUGGUUUGUAAAUUUAAUGAUGCGGUAGGGGUAUGUAUGGUGUUUUCAUACCUUUGUUUUUUUAUUUCUUUUUAAGAGAAGGAAAAAAUAUUUGCACACCACUCUUUUAUCGAAA
Phoenix dactylifera (date palm) is the source of this 1195-nucleotide messenger RNA. RefSeq lists its product as uncharacterized. Gene Ontology annotation, biological process: negative regulation of DNA recombination; nucleosome assembly; chromosome condensation. Gene Ontology annotation, cellular component: nucleus; nucleosome. Gene Ontology annotation, molecular function: structural constituent of chromatin; nucleosomal DNA binding; double-stranded DNA binding. Lineage: Eukaryota; Viridiplantae; Streptophyta; Magnoliopsida; Arecales; Arecaceae. The record is from RefSeq and is a predicted model, not a curated record.